This is a messenger RNA of Helianthus annuus (common sunflower), 1897 nucleotides long. RefSeq names its product glucan endo-1,3-beta-glucosidase 1. NCBI's taxonomy places the organism in Eukaryota, Viridiplantae, Streptophyta, Magnoliopsida, Asterales, Asteraceae. Gene Ontology annotation, biological process: carbohydrate metabolic process. Gene Ontology annotation, cellular component: plasma membrane. The record is from RefSeq and is a predicted model, not a curated record. The coding region runs from base 118 to 1644 and encodes 508 amino acids. Gene Ontology annotation, molecular function: hydrolase activity, hydrolyzing O-glycosyl compounds. The transcript has 5 exons.
UCUCACUAGUCAAAAUUAUUUCUCAAAAGAUUUCUUGCCCAACUUGAUAGUCUGCAACCCCUUGUUCUUGCCACUAAUAACAGAACAUGAAAGUUGCAGAGCUCACACUUCUCUCUAAUGGCGCUUCUUAGACUCCUUUCUCUCUUUUCCAUCUUCUCCACCAUCUUCACUGCUGCAUUUCCAGAGGUUAAGGUACAACAAGCAAGAGAUGAACCUUAUGUGGGAGUUAACAUAGGUACAGAUAUAUCGAACUUGCUUCCCCCUGCACAAUUAGUUUCAUUCCUGCAACAACAAAAGGUAACCCAUAUCCGUCUUUAUGAUGCUGACCCGGAUAUUCUAAAAGCCCUAUCGAAAACCAAGAUUCGGGUCGUCAUUUCGGUACCCAAUAACCAAAUUCUUGGUAUUGGGUCAUCCAACACCACUGCAGCCAACUGGAUUAACCGGAAUGUGGUAGCUUAUUACCCGGAUACCCUCAUCACCGCUGUGGCGGUUGGCGAUGAGGUGUUAACAACGGUCCCUUCGUUGUCUUCCAUGUUAAUGCCAGCUAUUGAAGCACUUUACAGUGCUUUAGUGGCUUCCAAUUUGCAUACCCAGAUCAAGAUUUCGACUCCACAUGCUUCGAAUAUUAUUCUUGACCCAUUCCCACCUUCUCAAGCUUAUUUCAAUGAAACCCUUGCCCCUGUUAUAGUGCAACUACUUCAGUUUCUUUCAAGGACGGGUUCACCACUAAUGAUGAAUUUGUAUCCCUACUAUGUCUUUAUGCAGAACAAAGGGGUCGUCCCUCUCGAUAAUUCGUUGUUUAAGCCAUUAACACCUUCAAAAGAAAUGGUGGAUCCAAAUACUUUGUUGCAUUAUACCAAUGUUCUUGAUGCUAUGAUUGAUUCAGUUUAUUCUUCAAUGAAGAAUCUGAAUGUUUCUGAUGUUUUAGUACUUGUUACCGAAACCGGUUGGCCUUCAAAAGGCGACGCAAAAGAGCCAUAUGCAACGAUCGAUAAUGCCGAUACAUAUAACUCUAAUUUGAUUAAGCAUAUUUUCGAUAGAAGUGGAACCCCAUUUCAUCCUGAGGUGACCUCUAGUGUUUACAUAUAUGAAUUGUUCAAUGAAGAUUUGAGGUCAUCCCCGGUUUCUGAGGCGCAUUGGGGGUUGUUUUAUGCGAAUUCAACUCCGGUUUACUUGCUUCAUGUAUCGGGGAGCGGUGAAUUUCUGGCAAAUGAUACUACAAAUCAAACAUUUUGUGUUGCAAUGGAUGGUGUUGAUGGUAAAACAUUGCAAACGGCUUUGGAUUGGGCUUGUGGGCCUGGAAGAGCAAAUUGUUCGGAGAUUCAACCGGGGGAAAGCUGUUAUUCGCCGAAUAAUGUAAAGAAUCAUGCUUCUUAUGCAUUUGAUAGUUACUAUGAGAAACAAGGAAGAGCUGGAGGGUCCUGUGAUUUCAAAGGUGUGGCCAUUAUCACCACUACUGAUCCAAGUCACGGGGCAUGUGUGUUUCCAGGAAGUAAGAUAAUAAGCAAUAGAACAGACGCGGUGGUGAACUCGACCAAUGCAACAAGCGAGGCGGAUACAUCAAGAUUCAUUGGAACAAGGCCUUAUAAGGACGGUUUUUGGGGACUCGUUCUUGGUAUCAUGCUCUAUUUAAACAUUUUGUGACCUCAGUGUAGUUGUCGGUUUCUUGAAGGCGAAGAUGGAGCGGAGCCUAUGAUUAUUUUUUGGUAUGGAUUAAAUGUUUGUAUAAUGGUGUAUUUAGUAUUUAAGGUAAUUCAUGGGGAAAAAGCAGGAAAGAAUGUGGACAUAAGUGACCAUGGGCGGAUCUAAGGGGGGUGUCAACACUCCUCUAAAGAUGGUUGGUGUUGAACCUCAGUUUUUCUUAAUAAGAAAGAGUGUUAAUUUUGUAGCCCAAUAA